AUGUCCAUGGCAACUAGCACCCACACAGACGCUUGUUCUGUCUCAUCAAAAGCCAAAUCAAGCAUCACGGAACUCGAUACUUUUGACAACAGUCUAGUGUUCAGCAGCAGUCCCACCAACUCGGAAGACGCCUUGUUUGACACGAUUGUUGGUGAAAUCGAAACCAUCAUUAUGGAUGACAAGUUUAUUGCAUUGCAACAGGCAUUUCUAUCAAAACACUGCAAUGUGUUUGAUGAAAGUGACGAAAACAAGCUCGAAUACACGGCUAUUUUCCAACAAUAUAACCAAUACAUUGAAUCGUAUCUGUGCAAACGAUUAAAAGUCAGGCUGCCAUGGUUUUCCAUGCCAGAUUUUUUACAAAUGAUCAAACAACGGCCCGAUCAAGCAGAAGGCGAUGUGUUUGAUAUGUUACAUAGUUUGGGUGAGUUUAUCGAGUUCAAAGACUUGAUGAUCGGAUAUAUUCGUGAAAAGGAAGGACGUGGACCCAAUCUCAAUUGUCUGUUGUCUGUCAGCUCGGCUAAUCGUAAACAAUAA
Messenger RNA from Batrachochytrium dendrobatidis JAM81, 534 nucleotides. RefSeq lists its product as uncharacterized. The transcript is spliced from 6 exons. Gene Ontology annotation, biological process: positive regulation of tyrosine phosphorylation of STAT protein; maintenance of protein location in nucleus. The record is from RefSeq and is a predicted model, not a curated record. Bases 1 to 534 code for a protein of 177 amino acids. Lineage: Eukaryota; Fungi; Chytridiomycota; Chytridiomycetes; Rhizophydiales. Gene Ontology annotation, cellular component: mitochondrial intermembrane space.